AGAAAACAAACGACCCACUUGUGCGGCAAGUUCAGUUUGAAAUCGACCGCGAACUGGGAUAGGUGUUGAAAGUACCCCCACCGACCGACCGGUAUCGACAGGUGGACAAUUUGAAGGUGACAAUGUCUCAUUCUAAUAGAAUUGCUAUCCUGAUGGUGGCGGUGGCCAUCGGGACUACGGCGGUUUCCGGAAACGAUGCGAAUUUCCUGUUCACCGCGAAUCGUCUUCCCGCAAAAGCCGUCACUCCUACCCUGGCCAACGGGAACAUCGCUUUCGUAGUCUACGGUGAUGCCGUGCACAUGAACGGAGUCUACAAUGGUCAGCACGGAUUGAGCCACCGGGCCCGUAUACCCAACUACGCAAAUCUCCAGAUGCCGUACUGUGCGAGCAGCAACGCCGAGCCGACCGGAUGUUCCUACCAGUUGGACAUGAAGAACAACAUGUUCCGUACGGUGUACGAAGACCCAAACGGGAGCUUCCGCAUUGUGCAUGACGUCUAUCCCAAUCGGUACUUUGACAAAGCGAUCGUUAACAAGGUUCGAAUCCAGCGACUAAACUCUCAAAGUGCCAUCACCCUGAAUCUCGAUCGACGAGAGGGACUACCGAGCGUUGAUGUCACGUUCGGUCUGCCACAGAUGGCAGAUGUUGAUGGUGAAAUCUUUAAUCGACUGUGUGGCCAAACCAACCAAGUGGAAGAUAGCCGCUACCAACAGUACGGCCACGAUGUGUGCGUCUACUAUCCCUCUCUUCGACAAAUGACGCUGACUGUCGAUAAAACAGCUGAAGAAUUCACUUUCUUCACGGUAUUUGCUCACUCGACAAUCGAGGCAGAAACCGAACUUCGAUCUAUGAAAAGAACAAAUGUCGAAUCGUUCCACCUCCGAGAAAUGGAACGCGUGUGGGAACGGUAUGGAAUCACCGUGGAAGGAAACGAUAACCUCGAUCGAGUGCUGAAGGCUAGCUCGUUCUACCUAUCCAGUUCGCUACCAUCCACGUACACCAAUCAGAUCAGCAGCUACCCAUUCUACGGUCUUUCUCCAUCCGGUUUGGGUCGUGGUGGAGAAGAAUUGAAGGAAUAUCAAGGUCACAGCUUCUGGGACACAGAAAUAUGGAUGUAUCCACCAAUCCUGUUAAUGGAUCCUCAAAACGCUCGGAAAUUACUGCGCUACCGAACCGUAGUUCACCAAGCGGCCGUUGACAUUGCUAAGAAAAACGGGUAUGAAGGUUGGCAGUUCCCAUGGGAAUCGGCAUUCACUGGAACGGAAACAACUCCAGAAUGCUGCCCGGAAGUCGUUGAGUAUCAACACCACAUUACCGCUGACAUAGCGUUCGCUGCUAGACAGUACUUCUACGCAACCGAGGAUUUGGAUUGGAUGCGUACAGAAGGUUGCCGUUUGGCCUACGAAACCGCAAAGUUCUGGAGCAGCCGUGCAGAGUACAACAACGCAACUGACCUCUACGAAAUCCACCGUAUUAUGGGACCCGACGAGGAUCAUCAUAACGUAAGCAACAAUCCCUUCACCAACGUAGUGGCCGCUCAUAAUCUUAUGUUCGGAGAGUUCGCAAGUUGCUUGUGUGAGGGAAUUGUAGGAGCCACCAAAGAAGAUCGCGCACAAUUCGCUGAAGUUGGUAGAGGAAUGACGUUGUUGUACGACAAAGAGAAGGACUUCUUCCCGCAAUUCGAAGGCUACGUGCAAGGAACAUUGAUCAAACAAGCUGACGUAGUUCUUCUCGGAUAUCCUCUGGAGUUCCAAAUGGAAAACUCAACAAAAGCGAAUAACUUGGAGAUCUAUAGCAGGGUAACACGUUCCAAUGGCCCGGCUAUGACUUGGGCUAUGCAUACCAUUGGUCAUCUUGAACUAGGACAGUUGCAGGAGGCAGAACAAAUGUUCACCAAGAGCUACCAACAGUACAUGCGAGCUCCGUACAAUGUUUGGAGCGAGAAUGGCGACGGAACCGAUGGCGCCGGUAAUUUCAUAACAGGAGCCGGUGGUUUCCUGCAGUCCAUCAUCUUUGGCUACGCUGGUAUACGCCUACACAAUGGGCAAAUAGUGAUUACGAAACCAUUACUGUUGCCUAGCACGUCUCGACUCUACAUUCCGGAAAUCAACUAUUUGGGAACGAAAUUCUAUUUGGACGUCAAGAAUAAUAACAUCACCUUGGGACUGAAACAUGAGUUGAACACAGCUGAUGUUCAGAUUAUCGUUGACAACGAAGAGCGCACAGUUUGCGACUCUUGUGCUGUUUCAUUCAAGGAUCAAGUAGUGAUCCGCGCGAAUAGGCCUUCCCAUUUCAACGGCUGUCAGCUGAAGGAAACUACGAUUGGUAUUAAGGUUGCUGAUCAGAACAACGCCGGGCACAUGACACGCCUAGCCUCGAUUUUGUUUGUAGGUUUUUUGCCGAUUUUUGCACUGCAAAAAUUCCUCUAAAGCUAAUUUACAAAUAAGGAAAUCGAUACCGAUGUUAGGUGGACUCAAAAUGAUGGCAUAUGUGUAGCUUUAAAAACAAUACGAAAAUAAAUUCCUUAGACACCUACUCAAACA
Messenger RNA from Aedes aegypti (yellow fever mosquito), 2543 nucleotides. RefSeq names its product protein-glucosylgalactosylhydroxylysine glucosidase. Bases 123 to 2429 code for a protein of 768 amino acids. Gene Ontology annotation, biological process: carbohydrate metabolic process. Lineage: Eukaryota; Metazoa; Arthropoda; Insecta; Diptera; Culicidae. Gene Ontology annotation, molecular function: catalytic activity. The transcript is spliced from 3 exons. The record is from RefSeq and is a predicted model, not a curated record.